Messenger RNA from Stegodyphus dumicola, 760 nucleotides. Its product is annotated as transcription initiation factor TFIID subunit 10-like. Gene Ontology annotation, biological process: transcription initiation at RNA polymerase II promoter. Gene Ontology annotation, cellular component: SAGA complex; nucleus; transcription factor TFIID complex. Gene Ontology annotation, molecular function: RNA polymerase II general transcription initiation factor activity; protein heterodimerization activity; promoter-specific chromatin binding. NCBI's taxonomy places the organism in Eukaryota, Metazoa, Arthropoda, Arachnida, Araneae, Eresidae. The record is from RefSeq and is a predicted model, not a curated record.
CCACUUAUUGUUGAUUUCGGCUGUGUUUCGGCUGUUUAGUCAUUUAAUAGAAUUGCUGAAGGAAGUGUCAUAUCGUUUUCUCAGGUUUCAAAACCGCCGUGUUUUGUUUAAUACUUCUAAUAGUUAUAUCUAACUCUAAAAUAGGGAAAUAAUUUUUUUUACUGCUAAUCUGAAGUUACUUAGAAUGGCGUCGAAUAGUAUAUCAAUGACUCCUAACUCAGCUGAUGCUCCACUUUCUCCAGAAGCAAUGGACAUAGAGUCUCAGUCACUUGCUACUUCGUCUGCUGGAAGUACACCUAGUAGUGCACCCUCUCCAACCCCAUCUCUGUCAAAAACAGCAGGGCAGUCCUUAUCAGAAUUUGUUUUACAACUGGAAGAAUAUACACCUACAUUACCAGAUCCUGUUAUUUCAUAUUAUGUGCAUUCUGCUGGUUUUGAAACAACAGAUACAAGAGUAAUUCGGUUAAUAUCAAUUGCAGCUCAGAAAUUCAUAUCAGAUAUUGCUAAUGAUGCUCUACAACACUGCAAAAUGAGAGGUGCUGGACAGAGCAAAAAAGCAGCUAAGGACAAGAGGUAUGUUUUAACUAUGGAAGAUCUCACUCCAGCUCUAGCGGAAUAUGGAAUUAAUGUCAAAAAACCACACUAUUUUGCAUAAAUGGUACCUGAAAAUGUUGUAAAUAGUUUUUAUGUUUUAGAAGCAUGUGGUGCUUUAUUAAUUUAAUUAAUUAAAUUUUGUUCUAAAUAAAUGUGUUUUUCUUAC